AUGCCCCCAGAGACUGCUGCCCAAGCGGACAGGUUCCAGAGAGAAGAAGGUCAGCUCCCCGGUACGGAGGCAAGGAGGAAAGCCGACGACAAUCGGCCGUCCACUCUUUGUCCCUGCAAGGAUUCCUUUUCCCCUAUGCUUAUCCCCGUGUCCAUCCACCCGGUUGUAAAGCAUGACCUUCAUUAUCUGGCAUCCAGUCACAUUCGUUCCCGCUCCACGACUUUAUUCUGAAGUGUGCAAUGCGGUGGUGGUGAUCAGGGGAGCUCAGUCCAGAGAGGGUGGUACACAAAGAGAGAAAUCAGAUCGAACGCUGCAAGAGGAAAGGAUCGAUUGUAUGGAUCAGGGAGCAAACAACUUCUCAG
This is a messenger RNA of Neurospora hispaniola, 362 nucleotides long. RefSeq lists its product as uncharacterized. Bases 1 to 231 code for a protein of 76 amino acids. The transcript has a single exon. The record is from RefSeq and is a predicted model, not a curated record. NCBI's taxonomy places the organism in Eukaryota, Fungi, Ascomycota, Sordariomycetes, Sordariales, Sordariaceae.